CCGCACCUCUUGUCAGACGCGCAGAUUGGCGUGCCGCGAUGUCGCUUUCCGCAAUGAGGACGUUGAUGGAAUUACAAUCAAACUAAAGAGGGAAAAACAUGUCCGAAGUAAGAAAAUUCACAAAAAGGUUGAGCAAACCUGGAACGGCUGCGGGGCUCAGACAAAGUGUGUCGGAGGCGGUGAGGACGUCCAUUGCUGUGGAGCAGCCCAAGAUCAUCGAGCCGCUGGACUAUGAGAAUGUGGUGUUCCAGAGGAAAGCUCAGAUCCACAGUGAUCCACAGAGAGACCUGCUGCUGUGGCCAGCUGAUGAUGUAUCAGAAGCACAGAUUGAACGUCAAAGGAGGACCAUUGUUCCUUCAGUUCCUCAAAAUGCUGAGAACGAAGCAAAAAGCCUGUUUGCCAAAGAGUGCAUUAAGAUGUACAGCACCAACUGGCACGUCAUCAACUAUAAUUACGAGGCUUACUCUGGAGAUUUCCGGACGCUGCCCUGUAAAGGGAUGAAGACGGAAAAGCUUCCCAACCAAGUGUUUGAGGUGGAUGAGGGGGAGGAGGAUUCAUCAUCUCUUUGCUCUCAGAGAGGAGGUGUAAUGAAGCAGGGCUGGCUGCAGAAGGCCAACAUCAACAGCAGUCUAUCUGUCUCCAUGAAGGUGUUCAAGAGGAGGUAUUUCUACCUGUCUCAACUCCCCGAUGGUUCUUACAUACUGAAUUCAUACAAAGAUGAGAAAAACUACAAAGAAUCAAAAGGCUCCAUCUAUCUGGACUCCUGUAUUGAUGUAGUUCCGUGUCCUAAGAUGAAGCGCAAUGGCUUUGAGCUGAAGAUGCAGGAAGGUAACAGUCACUAUCUGGCGGCAGACAGCGAGGCCGAGAUGGAGGAGUGGGUAAACACGCUGAAACAGAGCUUACUGAGCGCGAUGGAUGACAGGAGGAACGGAUCAGAACCUUCUGAAGGUUCUCUGGAUGACGACAGCAGUAGUCAGGGGAAACCAGAGAACAUUGCGGAGAGCUUUGGCCGGAGUCUUCAUCCAGAGCUAAUGAAGUAUGCCAGAGAAACCGACCAGCUGAAUAAAAUGAGCAGGAAUGAAGGUCGACAGAAGAUCUUCACCCUGGAUCCUGAGACGCAGAGAUUAGAUUUUUCAGGCAUCGAGCCUGACGUGAAGCCAUUUGAAGAGCGAUUUGGACGAAGAAUCACGGUUAGCUGUCACGACUUGACCUUUAGCCUUCAAGGAUGUGUCAGUGAGAAGAAUGAUGCCAUCUUAACCAACGUAGAGCCGUUCUUCAUCAGCCUAGCGUUGUUUGAUCUGUCCAAAGGUUGCAAGAUCUCUGCAGACUUUCAUGUUGACCUCAAUCCACCCUGCGUGAGGGAAAUGCUUCAAGAAGCUUCUCCGGGGACACCAACAGAACCAGAAGGAGGAUAUGGAUAUGAAACAGUCAGGAUAAACGGACACGGUCUGCCAGUUCUCCAGAGGGUCGCGGAGUCUCUUAUACGCUUCCCCACUCAGGGUAUUUUCUCCGUUACCAACCCCCACACAGACAUCUUCCUGCUGGCCCGGGUGGAAAAAGUUUUACAGAACGGCAUCACCCAUUGCGCUGAGCCCUACAUUAAGACCGCCGACAUCAGCAAGACGGUACAGAAAGUCCUGAAGACUGCCAAGCAGACGUGCCAGCGGCUGGGCCAGUACCGCAUGCCCUUCGCUUGGGCUGCCAAACAGGUGUUCAAAGACUCCCAAGGCAGUUUAGACACUGAGGGGAAGUUCUCUCCGCUCUACCGCCAAGACAGUAGCAAGAUAUCCACUGAAGACCUCAUCAAACUGCUGACAGAUCUCAAGAAACCAGAGAAGAGCAAACUGCAGAUAAUCCCUGGACAAAUUAACAUCACUGUUGAGUGUGUACCUCCAGACUUGUCAAACUCUGUCACAUCAUUUUAUAUUCCUGUGAAGCCGUUUGAGGAGCAGUGUGAGAGGGUGUCCGUGGAAGUGGAGGAGUUUGUCCCACAAGAGGCCAGAUACAACCACCCAUUCACCAUCUACAAGAACCAUCUCUACAUCUAUCCUCAGCAACUCAAAUACGACAAUCAGAAGACAUUUGCCAAGGCUCGAAACAUUGCAAUUUGUGUUCAGUUCAAGGAUUCUGAUGAUGAAGGAGCCGCCCCGUUGAAGUGCAUCUAUGGCAAGCCAGGGGAUCCACUUUUCACCACCAGUGCUUUUGCUGCAGUUUUGCAUCACAAUCAGUGUCCAGAGUUUUAUGAUGAGAUUAAAAUCGAGCUUCCUGUUCAUGUCCAUGAGAAGCAUCAUGUUCUCUUUACUUUCUACCACAUAAGCUGUGAGCUUGGCAACAAAACCACCACCAAGAAACGGGAUGGAGUGGAAACACUGGUGGGUUACUCCUGGGCUCCUUUAUUGAAGGAUGGCAGAAUACAGUCCUCAGAGCUACAACUUCCUGUGUCUGCUAAUCUACCAGCUGGUUACAUCUAUGACAAAAGCCAAGACUCAGAGAAGUGUUUUCCAUACAUCAAAUGGGUGGAGAAUGCCAAACCAUUAUUUAAAGUGCGAGCAUAUGUAGCAUCAACAAUUUACACUCAGGAUUUGCACCUCCACAAUUUCUUCCAGUAUUGCCAGCUGAUGAAGUCAGCGUCACAGGGCAAUCCUGCUGAACUCGUCAAGUACCUAAAGUGCCUACAUGCAGUAGAGACUCAGGUCAUCAUCAAGUUCCUGCCUACGGUGCUCGUUCAGCUCUUUGAAGUCCUCACUAUGGCAAGCAAAGAGAGUCAAGAUAUUGCUGUCAACUCCACACGGGUAAUCAUUCACAUAGUGUCUCAGUGUCAUGAGGAGGGUCUGGAACAUUACCUACGCAUGUUUCUGAAGACUAGUCUUAAAAAAACUGUCAUCCUCAAACAAACUGCAGACUUCAACACCUGCAACAAACUCCUCAAGUAUUCAUGGUUCUUCUUUGAGACCAUGGCCAAGUCAAUGGCACAAUACCUCCAGGACGGCAACAGAAUGAAAAUGCCUCGAGCGCAGAGGUUUCCAGAAUCGUUCCACCAAGCGCUGCAGUCCCUGCUGUUGUCAAUCAUGCCUCACAUCACCAUACGCUAUGUGGAGAUCCCAGAGGAGGCCCGCUGUGUCAACUUUAGCCUGGCCUGCUUCAUCAAGCGCUGCCUUACGUUCAUGAACCGAGGAUUUGCUUUCAGCUUGAUAAAUGAUUACAUGUGUGGCUUCAGCCUGAAAGAUCCAAAGGUGCUUACAGAGAUGAAGUUUGAUUUCCUUAUGACGGUUUGCAACCAUGAGCACUACAUUCCUCUAAACCUGCCCAUGGCAUUUGGCCGAACUAAGUUGCAGCGAGUCCAGGAUCAGAGUUUGGAGUUCAGCCUGACUGAGGAUUACUGCAAAAACCAUUUCCUGGUGGGUCUGCUUCUGCGAGAGGUUGCUGAUGGACUCCAGGGCUGCCCCGAGAUCAGACAGCUGGCUGCAGCUGCACUCAAGAACCUCAUGAUCAAACACGCCAUGGACGACAGAUACAAUGCUUUCAAGAAUCAGCAGGCCCGCAUCUGUCUGCUGUACCUGCCACUCUUUGAGCUGCUCUACCAGAACCUGAGUCAUAUGAACAGCCCGGGGCAACUCUGCAGAAAUGGCCUCGGCCUCGUGUACCGGGAUGAUUUGUCAGUGGACAGCCGCAGAAGCAGCACAAUCGUUGAUAAGGAACCUACUGGUGCCAUCACCCAGAAUGGACACAUUAGGAAAGGAGAGUCCAGAAGCUCUAUGUAUGGAGAUCCUGGCACUCCAGACAUCAAUGAGUUACACAAGCGCGGUUCCACAAAGAGCAAUGUACCCACCGCUGGCCGUUUGGGGCAGUAUGAGAUCAGAGGGCUGCUCCUGUGUUUCCUGCAUAUUGUAAGAACUUUGUCAGAUGAUACUCUGAUGACCUACUGGUCUAAAGUCAAUCCACAAGACAUCAUGAACUUCCUCAGUCUGCUCGAGAUCUGCAUAGUCCAGUUCCGCUAUUUGGGCAAGCGCAACAUCAGCCGAAGCCUGGAGCCCUGGGUGUCGAAACUCUUCUCAUCUGAGAGGAAGUCUCAGACCAUGCCGGUGCUGCGAGGUCGAGGAAGCCUAAUGCAAGCAAAGCUGCAGCAGUUUAGCACUAUGGACACCUCAUUAACCCUGAACAUGGCUGGAGGUUCCACAGAAGCAGAGAUCAACCAUCAGUGCCUGCUUGAGGGGAAUAUGUCGACAGAGGCCUGCCUUACCGUGCUGGAUGUCAUCUCACUCUUCACUCAGAGCUUCAAGAAUCAGCUGCUGGACAGUGAUGGUCACAAUGCUCUGAUGACGAAGGUCUUUGACACGUACCUCACUUUACUGAAAGUCGGACAAUCAGAAACAGCAAUCAAACACAUCUUUGCCUCUCUGCGAGCCUUUAUCAUCAAGUUCCAGGUUCCCCUUUUUAAGGGCCGUGUAACUCUGUGUGGUUCGCUGUGCUAUGAAGUCUUGAAGUGCUGUAUGUCUAAACAAAGUGUCCUACGUGGGGAAGCGUCUGCCCUUCUAUACUUGCUCAUGAGGAACAAUUUUGAGUACACCAAGAGGAAAAGCUUCCUGCGCAUGCACUUACAGAUCAUCAUCGCUGUGAGCCAGCUUAUCGCUGAUGUGGCGCUUACCGGCAGCUCACGUUUCCAGGAGUCACUGUCCAUCAUCAACAACUUUGCCAACAGUGAUAAAGCUAUGAAGACCACCACGUUUCCAUCUGAAGUGAAGGGUCUGAUGAUGAGAAUUCGUACGGUUUUGAUGGCCACUGCUCAGAUGCGUGAGCACGAAAAAGACCCAGAAAUGCUGCUCGACCUUCAGUACAGUCUCGCCCGCUCGUACGCCAGCACUCCAGAGCUCCGGCGGACCUGGCUGGACAGCAUGGCACGAGCACACAGCAAGAAUGGAGACUUCUCUGAGGCUGCUAUGUGUAAUGUUCAUGUUGCUGCAUUGGUGGCAGAGUAUUUGCACAGGAAAAAGCUGUUCCCAAGUGGACUGGCAGCUUUUAAGAAAAUCACCCAGAACAUCGAUGAAGAAGGAGCUAUGAAAGAAGACAUGGGGAUGCAAGAUGUGUACUACACUGAGGAUGUCCUUGUAGAGCAGUUGGAGGUGUGUGUGGAGGGUCUGUGGAAAGCCGAGAGGUUUGAGCUCAUAACACACAUUGCGAGACUCAUCAUUCCAGUUUACGAGAAGCGGCACGAGUUUGAGAAACUGAGGCGAUUGUAUGACACACUGCAGCGAGCUUAUGCAAAGAUAUUAGAGGUGAUGCAGUCCGGCCGACGUCUGCUGGGGACUUACUUUAGAGUCGCCUUUUAUGGGCAGGGCUUCUUUGAAGAAGAGGAUGGAAAAGAAUACAUCUACAAAGAGCCAAAGCUCACAAGUCUGCCUGAAAUUUCCCAUCGGCUCAUAAGUCUCUACGGAGAAAAGUUUGGAGCUGAGAAUGUCAAAAUCAUCCAAGACUCUAACAAAGUUAACCAGAAAGAUCUAGAUCCGAAGUUUGCCUAUAUUCAGGUCACAUUUGUCAAGCCCUACUUUGAUGAGAAAGAACUGGCAGAGAGGAAGACAGACUUCGAAAAGUGCCACAACAUUCAGCGUUUUGUCUUCGAGACUCCAUUCACACUAACGGGAAAGAAACAAGGAGGGGUUGAGGAACAGUGCAAGCGGCGAACGAUACUUACCACUGCCAACACGUUUCCCUAUGUAAAGAAGCGCAUCAAGGUAGUGGGAGAAAAGCACUUGGAGCUGAAGCCGAUUGAUGUAGCAAUAGAUGAGAUGAAAGAGAAGAGCGCUGAACUCGUUAAGCUCUGCUCUAAUCAGGAGGUUAACAUGAUCACACUUCAACUCAAACUCCAAGGAUGUGUUAGUGUGCAGGUGAACGCAGGACCGAUGGCCUAUGCCCGAGCUUUUCUGGAUGAAUCCAAAUCUGGUCAAUCCAGUAAAAAAGUUAAGGAGCUCAAGGAAAUAUUCAGGCAAUUUGUCAAUGCAUGCAGCAUGGCUCUGGACAUUAACGAGAGACUCAUUAAGGAGGAUCAGUAUGAGUAUCACGAGGGACUAAAGGCUAACUUCAAAAGCAUGGUGAUAGAACUUUCGGAUAUCAUCCACGAGCAGAUCUUCCAGGAGGAUAUGAUGCGUUCCCUGCUGCAGAACUCUCUUCAUGUGUUCCGUGCUAUCAGUGGAACCUCCACUGACCUGAGCUAGAACCUGAUGGACAAUCAGCUCUCCUCGCACCUGAAUGUACAAAUCAAGAUUCUAGGCCUUCAGCAAGCAUCAUGUUUUUACUUGUUGUGUACAGCGAGUUUGUGUAAAUAUUGCUUUUACAGUUCAUUUUAAUGGCAACAUGAAGUCAAAAUCGACCCUAUUUACUUUCUUAAUGCACAUUCCUGGUCUUCUCAUGUUUGCAUUGAUGUUCCUUUUAGGCUCACAUCACCAAGCCGCCUUGUUUUUCAACUCUUACUCUCUUACCAUUAUGGAAACCCAUUUCCACCACAUAAGAAAAAAUGUCAUGGUUUCGUAUAUCAUAAUUAUGACAUAAAAAGUCAAAAUUAUAAUAUCUCAUUAUGAUGAGAUAGUCAAAAUUGAUAUAAGUCAAAAUUGAUAUAAAGUCAAUUAUGACAUGAACUUUGAAAUU
Molecule: messenger RNA, 6639 nt
Organism: Sinocyclocheilus rhinocerous
Lineage: Eukaryota; Metazoa; Chordata; Actinopteri; Cypriniformes; Cyprinidae
Product: dedicator of cytokinesis protein 11-like
Exons: 54
Coding region: 99-6209 (2036 amino acids)
Biological process (GO): positive regulation of filopodium assembly; positive regulation of GTPase activity; small GTPase-mediated signal transduction
Molecular function (GO): guanyl-nucleotide exchange factor activity
Source: RefSeq, a predicted model, not a curated record